This is a messenger RNA of Closterium sp. Naga37s-1, 1206 nucleotides long. The record is from the annotation of a GenBank genome assembly. Lineage: Eukaryota; Viridiplantae; Streptophyta; Zygnematophyceae; Desmidiales; Closteriaceae.
AUGGCAGACGUGGCAAUGCAUCUUGUGAGGGAGGCAGCGAGGGCAGCAGCGCUCAAGGCGGGAGUGGUGAGCCUCAUCGGCAACUCGCCUGAAGGCCUCUCGCUCUGGGUCGCCUCCAGCUCCACGCCUCUAGUGAAUGCCAUGGAGCCGCUAUGCAAGGGCAUUCACCGCCUGCUCGUGCGCUGCCCCAUCGCCCCCGCUGAUACCAACCCCCCACACGUGCCCUCCUCUGCCGCUCCUCCCACUGCCAUGACCCUCGGCCACACCACGCCUGAGGCACCUGAGACAGAGAAACACCGGCAGAAGGAGCCGCAGAAAGAGCAGAAGCAACAGCACAAGCAGCAUCAGGAGAAGCAGGAACAACAGCGGAAGCACGGCCGGCAACAGGAGCAGAAUCAGAAGCAUCAACCCUUAGCUCUCAAUCACUCCUACCACUUUGUCUCCCAGACUGACGUGGCAGCCUUCCUGCUGCUCCACGUGGACGCCCUGGGUGACGUGGCACAGCGCACUGUGGAGCAGCUAGGCCUCGCGGACCCGCUCUUCCCGCCCCUCGCUAUAGUGUCGGGCAUUACAGUCACUGACGCGCUGCGCCUCAUGCAGCGCGCGGGCGGCGUGAGAGCGGUGGCGGUGGUGGCGGGGAGUGCGGAGGAGGAGGAGCGGAUGGAAGAGGGCGAGGGGUCUGUGUCGGAUCUCAGAGGCAUGGACGCGGAGACCCUAGCACAGCUCACCUCCAUGAAGGUGCGGGACUUCCUGGCUCACAUGGCGUCGCUCACCCCUGAAGGUCGCUGCCCAUCCAUCACGUGCCGCAUGGCGGCGCCUCUGGCGGAGGUGAUGGCGCUGGCGUCGCUGGUCCUGCCCUGCUGCACCUGUUUUGCACAUCUGCCUCUUUCUUCGUUCUUUGCUACUGCUGUCACCUGCGCUGUUAGCAUGCCAUUCCGCGAGGCCUUUGCGUUUGCCACCAUCCCGCUCUUCGACUCAGCCGGAGGCACCACCGGCUUCGGGAGCAGCAGCACAGGGGCCGGCACACCAGGGGUGCUGGGCGGGGCAGCAGGGGGAGGGGCAGGGGAGGGCACAGGGAGCCCUGGGACGCCGGGGUCUAGCAGUGGGGCGCUGGGGGAAGGGGGGGCUGCGCCCUGGUAUGAGCCUGGGGGGGCCUCUGCUGGUGGACAUCCCAUGUCUGCAGCGCGUGAAGGAGUGCUACACUGA